Leptinotarsa decemlineata (Colorado potato beetle) is the source of this 1113-nucleotide messenger RNA. RefSeq names its product aldo-keto reductase family 1 member A1. NCBI's taxonomy places the organism in Eukaryota, Metazoa, Arthropoda, Insecta, Coleoptera, Chrysomelidae. Gene Ontology annotation, molecular function: oxidoreductase activity. The record is from RefSeq and is a predicted model, not a curated record.
UUGUAAUCAAGCAACUCAGUUCUCAAGUGUUUACUCUUACUUGCUGACGCUGAUGAUUUAGUAGUUCAAAUAAGUAUCAAGGAACAGAUAUCAAUGUGCAUCCGACCUUACUUUGUCAAAGUCAAUUGAGUACAUUAACUCGGUGUAAUUUGUUAAAGUGAACUGAAUAUGGCGAAAUAUCAAACUAUGAUUGGUGGAUACAAAAUACCAUCAGUAGGACUUGGAACCGGAACUUUCGAGAAAGGUAAGGAAGAUGUUGUUGAGAAUGCAGUCAACGCUGCCCUUGAACUUGGAUACCGACACAUCGACACAGCCUUUAUGUACGACACCGAAGAGAUCAUUGGUCGUGUUCUCAAACGGUGGCUUUCCUCUGGCAAAAUCAAGAGAGAAGCCCUCUUCAUAACUACUAAACUACCUAAUCAAGGCGUUUUCGCGGAUAAAGUGGAGUUGACAAUUCGUGCUAUGGAACAACAAGUAGAUGCUGGCCGAGCGAAAACGAUUGGUUUAUCAAAUUUCAACAUCAAACAGAUCGAAAAAGUCAUCCAAGCUUCUAGAAUAAAACCAGCCAGUUUGCAGAUCGAACUAACAGUAUAUCUACAACAACCUGAACUUGUCAAGUUCUGCCACGAUAACGACAUUGUAGUUGUAUCAUAUUCGUCUUUGGGGUCACCAGGAAUCGGCAAAAUUCUUGCCCAGAAGGGUUUUGAUAUGCCUGAUGGACCGAAUAUCCUUGGUGACGAAACCCUGAAGAAAAUUGGGGCCAAGUAUGGAAAAUCAACCGCUCAGGUGAUCCUCAGGUUUUUUAUUCAGAAGAAUAUCGUUGUAAUACCGAAAAGUUCAAACCCUACCAGGCUUAAGGAAAAUUUCAAUCUGUUCGACUUUUCCCUCAGCAUGGAUGAUGUGAAAGAAAUUGAGAAUCUUGAUAAAGGAGAAAGUGGGAGAUUAUUUAGAUUGUCACAAUUCAUUCCUAGCCUAAAAGAACAUGUGGAUUACCCGUACCCUUACUAGAAGUGACACAACUACAACUCAGAUUCAUAAUAUUCAAUGGACAUACGAGUAUUCACACUACAUUGAAUAGAUAUAUGAAAUAGAUGAAUGAAAAAAGCAUUAUGA